UGUCUGUUGUGUUGAUGAAAUGUGUUUGGUAUUGUCAUUCCCAGGGUAUCGCUGGAGAGGGAGGGGCUGCUGGUCUCACAGGGCCAAGGGGUGAGCGGGGCAUCCCAGGAGAGAGAGGUGAUGUGGGAACUAACGGACUACCGGGGCCCAAAGGUAUUUCAGGAGGGCCAGGACCAGAGGGACCAAAGGGGGAGUCUGGAACUAAAGGAACUGUUGGGGACAUAGGAGCUGCAGGCCUGCAGGGGAUGCCCGGGGAGAGGGGUAUCCCUGGUUCUCCUGGUCCUAAAGGAGAUGUGGGUUCAGUUGGUGAGAAAGGAACCGAGGGUACUGCUGGAAAUGACGGGCCCGGGGGACUUCCUGGUCCAGUUGGACCAACAGGAGGCAUUGGGCUCAAUGGUGAUAAGGGAGAGUCCGGCCCUAAAGGGCCUCCUGGACGUCGAGGAGCGAGAGCAGUGGCCGGAGCUUCUGGGGAGCCUGGUCCAACCGGUGCAGUAGGAUUCCCUGGGUCUCCUGGUCCCGAUGGGCAACCCGGGGUCAAAGGUGAACCAGGAGAGAGGGGUCAGAAGGGUGAGGCUGGAGCACAGGGACUCCAGGGAACAGCUGGUAAACUUGGUUCCCAGGGUCCUGAUGGUGUGACUGGACUAAAGGGGGCCAGAGGAACACAAGGGGCCACGGAUGGGUCUGGUUUCCCAGGAUUCCCUGGGGGAGUUGGUCCAGCAGGCUCCGUUGGUGAGGUAGGGGUGCCUAGAGAAAUUGGUACCCCAGGGAAGGCAGGUACUCCGGGACUUAGAGGCGAGAAUGGAGGCCCUGGGCGUGUAGGAGAGAGGGGGGCCCCGGGCCCAGCAGGUGCCCCAGGAGACAAGGGAGAGCCUGGAGAGGAUGGACCAGGGGGCCCUGAUGGGCCGGCGGGACCACCAGGUAUCUCAGGACAGCGAGGUGUUGUGGGCAUACCUGGAGUCAGAGGAGAGAGCGGGAUGUUUGGGCCCCCCGGUACUGCUGGUGCACCCGGAAAAUCACGUGCCCCCGGAACUCAGGGUGGCAAGGGUGCUGUCGGUGCAGUCGGGUUACCAGGGACAACCGGACCAAGAGGGGACCUUGGUCUUACGGGGAAUGCUGGGUCUGAUGGGGUACCUGGCAAGGAUGGACUUAUAGGAGCCAGGGGAGAUAGAGGGAAUCCUGGUGCUGAGGGUCUUGCUGGAACUCCUGGGCUUCAUGGCUCUGUUGGUCCAGUCGGCACCUCUGGAGUCCCUGGGAAGAGAGGAGACAAUGGUGCUAGAGGGCCUCCAGGACCCCAGGGACAAUCAGGGAUCCGGGGGAAGCUGGGGCCUCAAGGGCCACAGGGAGACAGGGGAGCCAAAGGAGACCAAGGAGAGAGAGGGCAGAAAGGGCACAGAGGCUUCACUGGAUUGCAAGGCUUACCUGGGACAACUGGACAAUCUGGGGAUGUUGGAGCUCGAGGAAUUGUAGGACCUACUGGACACAGAGGGCCCCCUGGUGUGGUUGGCCCCGCAGGAGGUGAUGGACAAAUCGGGCUGACCGGGCCCAUGGGAUCUCCUGGAUCAAGAGGAACCAGUGGAGACAUCGGACCUCAGGGGCCUCCUGGGGAUGCUGGUCCCCCUGGUCCCCCAGGGACGCCUGGCCCUCCCACUGCUGGGGCUGAUAUGUUCGGCUUCAGCAGCUCCUUUGACUACGACUACGGCGAGGACCAGGAUGGACCACCUCCACCCCCAGAGUUUAACGGGGAUGAAUCAGCCCCCCCUCAACCUCCUCCAGAGUCCAACUGGGACGACUCUGGCCCCCAUCCCCCUCCAGAGUUCAACGACGAUGAGGCGCGUCCCAAUAAUGCCUCCACCAUCCUCGGGGCAGACCAGAGCGUCCAGAUCACGCUGAAGAGCCUCAGUGGAAACCUGCAGAACAUGAAGUGUCCCGAUGGCAGCCAGGCCAACCCCGCCAAAACCUGCCAGGACAUCAAGCAGUGCCACCCCCUUAAAAAGACCGUUCCAUAUCCAGGAGACUACUGGCUGGACCCCAACCAGGGCAGUACCAAGGAUGUUAUCAAGGUGUUCUGCAACAUGGAGACUGGUGAGACCUGCAUCUCAGCCCACCCCAUCUCAGCCAGCAUCCCUCGCAAAACAUGGUGGACCAAAUCCACUCCCACUGCCAGCAAACCUGUCUGGUUUGGAGCAAAUAUGAAUGGAGGAACUAAAUUUAGCUACGGCAACAAGGAGGAGCUGCCCAACGCCGUAACCAUUCAGAUUAGGCUGAUCCGCCUGCUUUCUAAGGAGGGCGUCCAGAAUGUCACCUACCACUGCAAGAACAGCGUGGCCGUGAAUGACGGAGCCACAGGCAACCUGAAGAAGGCUCUGAUCCUCAAGGGCUCCAAUGGACAGGAGGUCAAGGUUCAGGGCAACUCCCGCCUCAGAUACACUGUCCUGGAGGAUGGCUGCUCCAAAUCGAAUGGAGACUGGGGCAAGACUGUGAUUGAGUACAGAACUCAGACGCCAGCCAGACUACCUAUCGUAGACUUGGCCCCCAUGGACAUAGGCAAGGAGGAUCAGGAGUUUGGCCUGGACAUCGGCCCUGUGUGUUUCUCCUAAACCCAGCACACAUGGGACGGAUGGAUGGAUUUAUUUAACCUUAUGAGGAGUGAUUUUUUUUAGAACGCCAUCCUCAAUCCUGUUCCAAGAGGCAAUCUGGAUUUCAGACAACAAAACAGCACUCACUUUUAAGUUACAUCCUUAAAGAAUCAAUGGCUAUAUAUCACUCAUUUAAAUGAUUGCCCCUCGAAGAAUUAGGUUUCAGUUCGAUAACUAAUAAUGAACAACAACCCCUUGUGAUGUCAUCCAUUAGAAUCGGUAGGAAUGUUGUUGUCCAUUCUCCUCCAAAGGGUUAAACAUUCCCAAGACUCUUGGACUACCUGCUGAAGCAAUCAGCUUUGUACAUAAAGGCAGGGCGGAGAAACUACAGUGCUACUAAAAUAUUUAUUGCUUCUUUCCAAGAAACAACUAAAGUUGUUAGUGCAAUGGUGCUGGUAGUAAUUACUGUUGAGGAAUGCAGGUGAAUUGUAUUAAGAAGAUUGUAUCAUAAUGGUGUUUCAGGGCCUGAAGGUUUCAGCUUGUUGAAAACAUGACAAUUCAUGGAGCUUAAGUGUCAGUGUUGUACGACGUUCCAUCAUACAUUUCUUUACCAGUUUCUCAGUGAAUGCCACUAAAUAGAUAUACUGGCACUUGAUGUAGAGACAAAACAACAACAAUUGUAUUCCUUUUUCUAAUGUAAAUGCAACAUAAGAAUGUCAACACGUUUAUUAUGCCUGUUUAUUACUGAUAUUAUGAUAUUUUCUUCUGUCGACUGAUGGUGUUACACCCAAUAAAAUGAAUCUCGUGCCCUUUUCAGUCAA
This is a messenger RNA of Oncorhynchus gorbuscha (pink salmon), 3397 nucleotides long. RefSeq names its product collagen alpha-1(II) chain-like. Gene Ontology annotation, molecular function: extracellular matrix structural constituent. Bases 15 to 2597 code for a protein of 860 amino acids. The transcript is spliced from 22 exons. NCBI's taxonomy places the organism in Eukaryota, Metazoa, Chordata, Actinopteri, Salmoniformes, Salmonidae. The record is from RefSeq and is a predicted model, not a curated record.